This is a messenger RNA of Clupea harengus (Atlantic herring), 3605 nucleotides long. It is a transcript of the gene nfatc2b, whose product is annotated as nuclear factor of activated T cells 2b. Lineage: Eukaryota; Metazoa; Chordata; Actinopteri; Clupeiformes; Clupeidae. The record is from RefSeq and is a predicted model, not a curated record. Gene Ontology annotation, biological process: calcineurin-NFAT signaling cascade; regulation of transcription by RNA polymerase II; cytokine production. Gene Ontology annotation, cellular component: transcription regulator complex. Gene Ontology annotation, molecular function: RNA polymerase II cis-regulatory region sequence-specific DNA binding; transcription factor binding; DNA-binding transcription factor activity, RNA polymerase II-specific.
ACAGACUGCCUUUCUACUGAUAUAGGUAGUGCACGUCUGUGAAGGUGUAGCCUAAUUCACAGAAUGACAGAAAGUAUUGCGUGCUGGGCUACCGCAAAUGUGCACAAAGGCGAUGUGCACCUACUGUUUCGGUUAAACAUCCUUUCUUUUCAAACAGGAAGUUGCUGUACGUUUUUUUCUCGCACUCGCUCUCACCGUGUCGCGCGCUUGAUCCAUAUUCCGCACAAUUUGCUCUUGGAUGCACGACUUUUGUAACUAUCCGACGAAACUCCACUGGGACUUUAACAACAAAUCAUUUUUUUCGAUGUAAAUCGAUAAGCUUUGUGACUUUGAGGAUACCUUGAUACAUUACAAUUCCUGUUAUUUAGGCUACUUGUUAUUUAUUUAGCUUCACCCAGAAGCGUAAAAAAAAACUAUUGGAAAGGGACAAAUGAAUUCAAUCUAUUAUGAAGGGGACCCCCCAACAUCGGGGAUCCCCGACGACCUGUCGCAAGGGAAUGGUCAAGAAGAACUCGACUUUCGCCACCUGUUUCUCUACAACCCGCCAGGAAACGAUGAGGAUGAACAAGUUUGUGCAGGGGGGGACCCACACGCCCAAGAUGCCCAGGACACUCUCAGCCCUGAGGCCUGCCUCCAGGAGAACCACACCCCUUACAGCCUGGAGUCCCUGUGUGACUCCCCGUACCACGCUGGGGGGGCCUCCACCACCGAUGGCCUGUCCAGCUCGGAGGCCCACGACGACCUGGGGGAGUUUCUGGAGCACUCCCACCCCCUCCGCCCCGGAGGCCCGCGCAUCGAGAUCACGUACUCGGAGUUGCACCCCCACGACCACCCGCACACGGAGCCCCUGGACAUCGGGCCGCGGCCCUGCCUCACCGUGCCGGGUUACUGCGACAGCAGCAUUUACCGCGGCGACGUGCAGUGCCUGAGCCCAGCCAGCAGCAACUCGUCCACCAGCUGGUCGGAGGCGUGCUCUCCUUGGACGUCCCCUUGCGUCUCCCCGACCGCGAUCCCCGAGCUCUGCCCCCGCCUGCAGGGCCUCCACACGGCCGGAUCGCCCCGCACCUCCCCCACCACCUCUCCGCGGAACAGCAUCACCGAGGACACCUUCCUGGCUGGCCGGCGUUCCUCCUCGCCGCACCCGGGCUCCCGCUCUGCCUCCCCCAAGGGCAAACGCACCUACGACCAGUACCAGAACCCCAGCCGGGUCGCCCCUCGCUCCCGCAGCCCCUCGCCCCACCCAGACGAGCGGUUUGACCCGUCCGGGUCCAAGUCUGGGCCGGCUGGUGCGGCUGGCGGGGGCCCCGGAUGUUUCGAUGAGCUGGAGUUGGUCAGCAGCCUAAGCGGCAGCCUGCCGAAACCCGUCCCCACUAAGAUGGUGCGCCCGAGCUUCGGGAGCGUGGUGUACCAAGAGAGCCAGUCGGACGGCAGCCUGCACUACCAGCACGAGGUGAAGACGGAGCCGGCCGUGAGCCUGGAGACGUUCUACGUCAUCCCUUCCGCCUGGCCCGGUCAGAUGGCCCACGGAGUGUGCAGUGCUCCGGUGACCUCCCUGCCCUCGCUGGAGUGGCCCCUCCGCAGCAGCACGGAGCAGCUGGAGCUGCUGAUGGAGGUUCAGCCCAAGUCCUACCACCGCGCCCACUACGAGACCGAGGGCAGCCGCGGGGCGGUCAAAGCACCCACAGGAGGACACCCUGUAGUCCAGUUGCGUGGGUAUUGCGGGCAUGAGCCGCUGGCCCUGCAGGUGUUCAUUGGCACGUCGGAGGAGCGCACGCUGAAGCCACACGCUUUCUACCAGGUGCACCGCAUCACCGGCAAGACCGUCACCACGUCCAGCCAGGAGAGAAUCAUCAACGGUAUCAAGAUCCUGGAGAUCCCACUGGACCCCAAAGACAACAUGAGGGCCGUCAUUGACUGUGCAGGGAUCCUGAAGCUGCGCAACGCUGACAUCGAGCUGCGGACGGGCGAGACGGAUAUCGGGCGCAAGAACACACGGGUGCGUCUGGCCUUCAGGGUCCACGUGCCCCAGCCGGGUGGCCAGUGGGUCUCACUGCAGGUGGCCUCGCAGAUUAUUGAGUGUUCGCAGCGCUCUGCUCACGAGCUGCCUGCUGUGGAGCGCCAGGAUGCGGACCAUUGCUCGGUUCUGGGGGGGCAGCAGAUGAUUCUCACGGGCCAGAACUUCACCUCCGACUCCAAGGUGGUGUUCAGUGAGAAGACACACGAUGGGCUUCAGAUCUGGGAGGCUGAGGCCACUGUGGACCGAGACAAGAGCCAGGCUAGCAUGCUGUUUGUGGAGAUCCCGCCCUAUCGUGACCACACCAUCUACUACCCGGCCAAAGUCAACUUCUACGUGCUUAACGGGAGGAGGAAACGCAGUCAGCCCCAGCAUUUCACCUACACUCCCCUCACCGCUUGUAGCAGAGAGCCCUCCGCCUCAUGGAUCCCACCUUGUGUGGAUGAGUUUGUGUGGGUCAGCUCGGCCACAGGAAGUGACAUCGCUCAAGCCCCGCCUGUAGUGCCGUUCAUAAAGACGGAGCCGGUGGACGACUUCCAGUUUGGGCAGCUGGGCUGUGCCGUGUCUCAGAUCCUGGGCGUCUCGCCCUCAUCCCGCCACACCCACCCUGUGCCCUCCCAGAUGCCCCUGGACGGUUGUGAGGUGCCAAGCCUUCCCUCGCACCACCUUCACCAGCAGCCAGUGAUACACAACGCCUAUGCCACCCUGGACCCAGAGUACCAGCUGCAGUGCCCGCCAGUCGUCUACCGGCAGGCGAGAAGUCUGGGCAGCAGCCCUGUGAUGUAUCAGCCCAUCCUGGGGAGCUACCCAGGCCGGAUGACCAGCAUGCCCGCCCAGCACAGCCCGGGAUCGGGCACCAACCACAUCGGCAUUGCUGGGUACGGUGCCAGGGCGGUCAGUGCAUCUGUGCUGGCUGAGCACCACCGGGUGGUUAUGAGUAAUAGCUUCCAGGAGGCCGCUUCGCGCUUCCCUGAAGCCAGUGGUGUGCCCAGCGUGCAGCCCAGUGGGUAUGGGCAGAUGGCCCGUCAGAGCCAUGGGCACCACCACCACCAGGGGUACCCCCCGCCCGCCGGGCAGCCCAGCGGAGCCAUGCCAGGACGGGUCACGGUGAAGCAGGAGUUCCUGGACCACCUGGAUGACGUGAAUGACAUCAUUCGGAAUGACAUGACAGCCCUUGAGCGAGAGUACACGUAGAGGACACCCCCGUCUUACUCCGCAGAAAAUGUGUGAGAAUGAAACGAAAAAUCCUCUGGCCUUUUUCUACUUUACACAUUCUUAUUUUGUACUUAAAUCUUUGCCUGCUACAUAUCUUAUGAAUGUUGAUAACAUGAAAUUAUGCCUUAAAUUGCAAGGGCAAUGAAGUAAAUAAUAUCAGUUUUAAUAAUCCUCAACUUUUUUUAUUGUCUUUUUUUGUAACAAUAAGAUUUAUAUAAGGUAGGGUAUUUGCAUUCUGUAUUUAACUGUACAUUUAAUAAUAUGAUGAAGUCAAUCUGUAACUUUUGACCACAUGUAUUGAGAUUGACCUUCCAAAGUUCACCCUACAGUCUGUAAUCUCAUAUAUGUGGAGAUCUAAUAAAAUAUGCAAAAAUCA